Babesia sp. Xinjiang is the source of this 330-nucleotide messenger RNA. RefSeq lists its product as uncharacterized. The coding region runs from base 1 to 330 and encodes 109 amino acids. The record is from RefSeq and is a predicted model, not a curated record. The transcript is spliced from 2 exons. Lineage: Eukaryota; Apicomplexa; Aconoidasida; Piroplasmida; Babesiidae.
AUGGGAGUGCUGAGUUCAAUUGCUUAUGUGUUCGUGGCGCCAUUUCGGGCUUUGCGGUAUAAAACUGCUACUCCUCAGAUGCGUGCCCGUAUAAUCAAGCUGGGCGUAAUCUGUCGCAAGUCAUGGAUUUUCUUUCCGCCACUAAUGAUGUACCAAUACAUCCGUGAGAAAGAUAAGGAGAUGUACACAUCUGAGCUCUUUUACAAGAACUCCAAUGUUGAGAAUCCUAAUUCCUUUUACGACCCUUCGAAACCCGAGGGCAAUCGCCAUUGGAAGAUACAGCAUGAUCUUAGUCUGAUUUCUGCAGCUGCUAACAACCGUUUUAAUUAA